This is a messenger RNA of Brassica napus (rape), 868 nucleotides long. RefSeq lists its product as uncharacterized. The record is from RefSeq and is a predicted model, not a curated record. The transcript has a single exon. Lineage: Eukaryota; Viridiplantae; Streptophyta; Magnoliopsida; Brassicales; Brassicaceae. Bases 466 to 831 code for a protein of 121 amino acids.
GAUGAGGUGAUGAAAGGAACUAUGAUGUAGACUUGUAGUGGCGGUGGAGAUCAUGCCCAACUUGGCACGAUGAUUAACACUAUUUAAGCGGUGGAAAUCAACACUAGUUAAGCUAAAAGUAUAAGGAUCUAGUAUCUAGAGAUGAUGCACAACAUACUAAUCGAUACAUUUUUUUUGAAAAUAUUUUGUGUAACUUCUAGACCUUUGUACAAUUACUUUUUCUAUUGUUGCAAAAAAAAAAAAACAACAUAAACGUUGGCGUUUUGCUAGUAACUGAAAUAAAACGCAUCACCUUUAGUAAAUACAAGUAAACAAUAAUGACAAUGCAUAAGAAACAUACCUUUCAUUAAAACAAAAUUCAAACUGUUACAACAUUUGCUUCUUACAUAUACUCUCCGGACUAAAAUUCAAAAGACGAAGCAAUUGAAGUUUUGAAGAAUUCACAAUACAAAUACAUUUUAUAUCAUGGCCUUCAAACCAACUACCGUCAUCAAAUCCACGGCUGCAGCCAUAUUCACAAUUAUAGCAAUGGCUGCAUUCGCAUCUGCAUCCACUGGUUUAGUUCAAUCUCCUGAACAAGACCGCUACCUCAACCAAUGUCUUGGGAAGAUAUCUUCAAGGUGUGCAAUGUAUGCCACAGCCGAAAUGUAUCACCAUGGGCCGCUGAAACAAAACGGAUGUUGUCUAGAAAUUUAUCACAUGGGACAAAUUUGUCUUAACAUUGUGACAAGGCAUGUGAUCGAGGCCCUUGUUCCCAAACUUGAGCCUACUAAGAAACAAGACCUUAUUGACAAAGCCACACAAAUAUGGUAUCUUUGUGUCCCGGUUUAAUUUUUUAUAAAUGAAUUACCAUUUACCAUUCGAGUUA